Messenger RNA from Chenopodium quinoa (quinoa), 1384 nucleotides. Its product is annotated as GEM-like protein 4. The transcript has 3 exons. NCBI's taxonomy places the organism in Eukaryota, Viridiplantae, Streptophyta, Magnoliopsida, Caryophyllales, Amaranthaceae. The coding region runs from base 422 to 1045 and encodes 207 amino acids. The record is from RefSeq and is a predicted model, not a curated record.
CAAACAUGUUACAUUAAAUUAUUUGAAGUCCACCAACACCACUUGCUAAUUUUUAUCAACUGUCUCCACCUGUUACUAUAACUAAACAAAACAGAUUUAAACCUAAAGAAAAAAAAGGGAGACAAAUACUUUUCUAAAGUAGAUUUUGCCUCUUUAUAAAAAGCAAUCAAACAUAGUGGUAUCAACUUCUUGAAUAAGAAUUCAUACUUGCUGAUCCUUGGAUGACUCAUUCUUUGUAAAAGUUUCAAGAUUCUUUCACCAACUUGCAUUGCUUCACUUCUUUGCUAUAUUAUAUAUAUCCAUGGUUGUAACGCGCUUCAUUCCCUCCACUAAUCAUCACAUAAAACUUGCUACACCCAUUCUCAAGUUUCAACCCAUAGAGACUCAUACAAAAAAACAAACAAGGUAAAAAAAAAAAAAAAUGGAUGUUGCUAAUGCAUUUCAGUCCGCAAAAUGUACACUUGAGGAUCAUGUCCUCAGACAUCAGCACAAGCCUAUGAAACUAUUGACUGCACCCUCUAGCCAUAAUGUAGAUGGGUUAAACUCUAAAAUUAUGAAGAAGGGUAAAAAGGAAUCAGUAAUCAGUGCAAUGAACAAGCUUGCAAAAGAGAAGCUGAGUUUGGGAGGAAAGAUUCUAAGUAUAGGCAGAGUGGGAAAAGAAUUCAGACAAAUGUUCAACCUGAAUGAAGGUGAACAGCUUCUGAAGGCUUCUCAAUGCUCAUUGUUCACCACAGCAGGACAGCUUACAGGCCGCCUUUUCGUAUCCACUGACAAGAUAGCUUUUUGCAGCGACAAAGCCAUUGCAAAGUAUUCUUCUCCUUCAGGGGAAACUCUAAGAUACCAUUACAAGGUUGUGAUCCCUUUAAGUAAGAUCAAGAAAGCCAACCAAAUUGAGGACAUGAAAAAGGCAUCGAAAAAGUACCUACAAGUAGUAACUGAUGAUGAAUUCGAGUUCUGGUUCGUGGGAUUCCUAAAUUACAAAAAGACAUUCAGAAUCCUGCAGCAGACACUCUCUUGUGAGCCUUUGUUACACAAGAUUAAGUGAAUGUUUUACUUUAGAAAACCAGGAAAAUGAAGUGUUUUCCCAACGCAAUUAGGCCUUGUAUAGAGAUAGAUACACAUGACAAUGCAAGUACAUAGAUAGCCAGCUCUGACCUGUAAAUACAUUGGUUGGGACUAUACUCGACGAUAGAGAGAAGGGAUAUGUAGGGAAAGUACAGGCUUUCAGCCAGAUGAAUGUGUACAUGAAAUACGCUCUUCUAAUGGCUAUAUGUGUAUUUUUAAGAUGCUAGAGUGUAAACACAACAUGGAUUUUAUUAUCUACUUCCUUCUGUUGUAUAAGUGUAUAAAUCAAAACGGCUUUUGGCAUUUUUCAAAAAUAACG